Messenger RNA from Plectropomus leopardus (leopard coralgrouper), 1174 nucleotides. RefSeq names its product POU class 2 homeobox associating factor 1 (gene pou2af1). The record is from RefSeq and is a predicted model, not a curated record. Lineage: Eukaryota; Metazoa; Chordata; Actinopteri; Perciformes; Serranidae. Gene Ontology annotation, molecular function: DNA binding; transcription coactivator activity; POU domain binding. Gene Ontology annotation, cellular component: RNA polymerase II transcription regulator complex. Gene Ontology annotation, biological process: positive regulation of transcription by RNA polymerase II.
CAACCCGCCACUUUGAUUUUCUUCAGUUUAACUCUAUGAUAUAAUCCAGAUAAGCAGUAUGCACUGGGAGAAAUCGCCACCAUCAGGCCUGGUCAGGUCCAGACCGUACCAAGGUGUUCGAGUCAGAGACCCGGUCAAAGAGCUGCUGAGGAGGAAGAGAAGUCUGGAGCUGCUGCACAGCACCAAGUCAGCGCCCCCUGCUGCGGAUGUGGUCACACACAACAACCAGUCAUCAUACACACAAGGCACGUUUGACUGUGAUGUUGCCGGCGGCUCCCCAGCUGAGUCGUCGACUGCAGUCUGUGAUGGAGGGCUGCAGUGUGCAGGAUGGAGACCUGCACCACCUGCCAGCAGCGCCGGCUUGCAGCCCCCUUUAACGCCCUGGUCUUCGUCUGACUACAACCAGCAGGACUCCUCAGCUCAGACUCUGACCUACCCAGCCACCCCCACCCUCACUGCUGAUGUGUACAUGCAGACUCUGUGCCCCAGCUACACCAUGCUGACCUACACACACACACCAUUGCUCACCAACUUUGGGACGAUCCCUGUGGCCCCUGCACCAGGUUCCCUCCCUCAGAUGGAUCUUUCAGACUCAGGGUUGACCUACCUCCCCUGGGCCCAGCCCAUCACCACCAUCUCUACCGUGCCGAACCCGGGAGUCCAGUUUGCCCCUGGCUCUGCAGCCCUGCCCGGGUCCCCUUUGGUCCACAUGCCCCUGUCUAUGUCUUUGACCACCAUGAUCCCUCAGCUGGAGGCUCAGGGUGUAGAUCCGCCUCAUCUGCAGAUACUGGACCUCCCGCAGCGUGCAGAACACCAGCUGGACCCUGAGCCACAAGACCAGUCUCUGGAUGAAGAUACAGAGGUACAACCGGAGUCACCGAACCUCCUGGAUAAACUUCUGGAGGAUCAAAAGGGUGACGACGAAGAGGAGGGCAAAGACUCGUUCAGCAGCUCGCUCUUCAUUCCAAACGUUUGAAAAUAUUUGUGUUUUUUCCAUAGAGUGCAACUUUUCUCAUUAUUUGUUUCUGAAGGGCUGCCAUUUAACCCUUUGAAACCUGGAGCGCCCUCACUUUUCUUGUGCGUCUUUCAGAAGACUUUUAUCAGUAUUUAACCCUUUGAACCUCGAUCAAAUCGGUGCGAUCUCUUUCAAAAACAUGGGGAGAAAAAAGACAAU